Catharus ustulatus (Swainson's thrush) is the source of this 29997-nucleotide messenger RNA. RefSeq names its product obscurin, cytoskeletal calmodulin and titin-interacting RhoGEF (gene OBSCN). The record is from RefSeq and is a predicted model, not a curated record. NCBI's taxonomy places the organism in Eukaryota, Metazoa, Chordata, Aves, Passeriformes, Turdidae. Gene Ontology annotation, biological process: protein phosphorylation. The transcript has 116 exons. Gene Ontology annotation, molecular function: protein binding; protein kinase activity; ATP binding. Bases 1 to 28776 code for a protein of 9591 amino acids.
AUGGAUUACAGCUCCCUCAGCGGGGUCCCACGCUUCCUGACCCGGCCCAAGGCGUUCAUGGUGUCUGUAGGGAAGGAUGCCACCCUCAGCUGCCAGAUCGUUGGGAACCCCAUCCCAGUGGUGAGCUGGGAAAAGGACAAACUUCCAGUGCAGUCUGGGGGAAGGUUUAAAACCACAGAGGAUGGGGAUUUGUAUCGGCUGACCAUCUACGACCUGAGCCUGGAGGACAGUGGCCAGUACAUCUGCCGGGCCAAGAACACCAUCGGGGAGGCUUUUGCUGCUGUCAGCAUCAAAGUGGGGCAGGAGACCACAGUCACAGAGUCAGCUCCUUACUUCAUCCAGAAACCUUCCAACAUCAAAGUGACCUUGGGAGAAGAUGCCAUGUUCAAGUGCAAAGUGCAGGGCAGCCCUCCCCUCUCGGUGAACUGGGAGAAGGACGGGAGGUACCUGAGGAACAAGGCGGAUGCUGGGCGCUUCCAGAUCGAGUCUGCCGGGGAAUCCAACGCUCUCACCAUCCAGUGUGCCCAGCUGGGGGACAGCGGCACCUACACCUGCCGGGCAGAGAACCUCAUCGGCUCCGCCAGCGCCUCGGCCGCGCUGGUGGUGGAAAAGCACGGCUCCUCCAACCCGGGCAGCAGCAGCUUGGACAGCAGCUGUGGCAAGACGGCCUCCUUGCUGUCCCACCUGCAGAAGCGGCGGGAGGAGAUCAGGAAGACGGACAUCUCCCACGCAACGCUUGACUCAACCUCUUCCCAGCCGUACUCGGCGGUGGAGGGGCUGUCCAGCAUCGGCUACAGCCUGUGCAGGGAUUACGAGCGGGCGGCAGGACUGACCAAAGGGGCUCGCAACGCCACGUUCGGGGCUCUGACGCGCACCUGCAGCGUCACCGAGGGCAAGCACGCCAAGCUGAGCUGCUACGUGACCGGAGAGCCCAAGCCCGUCAUCGUGUGGAAGAAGGACAACGAGGUCAUCGUGGAAGGCCGGCGGCACGUCAUCUACGAGGAUGACCAGGAGAACUUUGUGCUGAAGAUCCUCUUCUGCAAGCAGACGGACAACGGGCUGUACACCUGCACGGCCUCCAACCUGGCGGGGCAGACCUACAGCUCCGUGCUGGUCACCGUCAAAGAACCCACCAUACCCUUCAAGGCAAAGCUGAAGGACCUGGAAGUGAGGGAGAAGGAAUCUGCCACCUUCCAGUGCGAGGUGCCCGUUCCUGGCACAGAGACAGCUUGGUUCAAGGAGGAGACCAAGCUGCAGCAGAGCAAGAAGUACAACAUCGAGGAGGAGGGCACGUACCGCCGGCUCACCGUGCAGAACGUCACCACGGAUGACGACGCUGUCUACAUCUGUGAGAUGAAGGAAGGCAGCAGGACCAUUGCAGAGCUGUCUGUCCAAGGGAACAUCAUCAAAAAACUGCCCCGAAAAACCGCCGUGUUCAUCAAGGACACAGCCACCUUCUGCGUGGAGCUGGACAACGACUGCCAGAACACCCGGUGGCUGAAGAACAAGGAGGAGGUGAAGCCCAGCGAGCGAAUCUCCAUCACACGCUCUGGCAAACAGCACACCAUGACCAUCAGGGAGUGCAAGAUGGAAGAUGCUGGAGAGAUUGCCUUCCUGGCUGAUGAAAGCAGGACUUCUACCCAGUUCACUGUGACCACUCCCAAAAAGCCUCCCACCCAACCCCCAGCUGACCCUGUGGUGAGAAAUAAAACAGAAACCUCAGUGACGCUGGGCUGGUCCCCUCCGAGGAUGGAGCGGCCCAUUCCCGUGGACGGAUACAUCGUGGAGCGCAAGAAACUCAGCGGCUUCACCUGGGUGCGGUGCCACGAGUCCCACGUGCCCAGCCCCGAGCUCACCGUCAGCAACCUGCCAGAAGAGGCUGACUACCAGUUCAGAGUGUCUGCAGUCAACUCCUACGGGCAGAGCCCCUACCUGGAAUUCCCUGGGAGCUUGCACCUGGAACCCGUCCUGGCUGUGAAAAACCCCCUGACAACAGCUGAAGUUGCACCUGGAGGGGAUGCCCAGUUCACUGUUGAUCUGACCAAGGCAUGUUCUGGCACUUGGUACCUGAAUGGCAAAGUCUUACAGGAAAGUGAGACCUACAUCAUCAACAGAACCCAAACCACUCACACCCUGGUCAUAAAAAAUGUCACCAAGAAAGAUGACGGGGCAGAAGUGAAAUUUGUUGCCAAUGACGUUGAGACCAGCACCAAGAUGAGAGUGAGAGGACCUGCAGUGAGAUUUACCAACAAGAGCAAAGACAUAGAAAAAGUCUCAGCUCGGCUACAGGAAGAAGCCAAGCUCCAGGCUGAGCUUUCAGACACAGAGGCCACUGUGAGGUGGAUGAAAGAUGGGAAGGAGCUCAAGGCCAGUGAAAAAUACGAGUUCCAAACCGUGGGGAAGAGGCGCGUCCUGAAAAUCCGCCACACUGCCCAGGAGGACGCUGGAGUGUAUGAGUGUGUGUGUGAAGGGGAUAAAAUGCUUUACCAGCUCUCAGUGAGAGCACUUGCAAACUUCAUAAACAAAGAGAAAACUGGAGGAGUUGUCAAGGCCAUUGCUGGGAAACAGGCUGAGUUUGUGUCUGAGACCUCCGAGGCCAACAUCAUGGUGAGGUGGUACAAAGAUGGGAAGGAAAUCACAGCCAGCAAGAAAUUCACCGUGGAAGACAAAGGAAAGCUGCACAAGCUUGUGGCUUCAGCUGUGACAAAGGAAGAUGAAGGAACUUACACCUGCAAAAUUGGGGAUGACACCCUUACUUUUGAUUUGAAAGUCUCAGAUGAAGCUGUCACUUUUGUCAACAAGCCCAAAACGACUCCAGAAGUAUCAGUCAGCCCUUCUGAGAGCUUGGAGCUGGUGUGUGAGGUGUCAGCUGCGGGUGGGGCCGUGGUGUGGAGGAAGGGUCAGACUGAGCUGAAGCAGGACCAGAGGACAACGAUCGUCAGCCAGGGGACACAACGCAAGCUCAUCGUCAGGAGGGUGACACAGCAAGACCAAGGCAGCUACACCUGUGAGACAAAGGACGACAGAACAACAUUCCAAGUCAAAGUCAGAGAGACAGAGGCUGUGUUUACAAACAAGGAGAAGGUGCAGAAAGAGGUGAAGGCUGCACUAUCAGAAAAUGCCACGCUGAGCUGCGAGGUGGCCCAGGAGAAAACAGAGGUGAAGUGGUACAAGGAUGGGAAACUCAUCACCUCCAGCAAGAAGUUCAAGGUGGAGUCCGAGGGCAAAUCGCGUCGCCUGGUGGUGGGUGAGGUGGAGAAGAAAGAUGCAGGGGAGUACAGCUGUGAGGCUGCUGGCCAAAAACUCACCUUCAGGAUUGAUGUCACAGAAGCAGAGGAUGCAUUUACCAACAAGGAGAAGGUGCAGAAAGAGGUGAAGGCUGCACUAUCAGAAAAUGCCACGCUGAGCUGUGAGGUGGCCCAGGAGAAAACAGAGGUGAAGUGGUACAAGGAUGGGAAACUCAUCACCUCCAGCAAGAAGUUCAAGGUGGAGUCCGAGGGCAAAUCGCGUCGCCUGGUGGUGGGUGAGGUGGAGAAGAAAGAUGCAGGGGAGUACAGCUGUGAGGCUGCUGGCCAAAAACUCACCUUCAGGAUCCAUGUCACAGAGGCAGAAGAUGCUUUUAUCCACAAGGAGAAGGUGCAGAAAGAGGUGAAGGCUGCACUAUCAGAAAAUGCCACUCUGAGCUGCGAGGUGGCCCAGGAGAAAACAGAGGUGAAGUGGUACAAGGAUGGGAAACUCAUCACCUCCAGCAAGAAGUUCAGGGUGGAGUCCGAGGGCAAAUCGCGUCGCCUGGUGGUGGGCCAGGUGGAGAAGAAAGAUGCAGGGGAGUACAGCUGUGAGGCUGCUGGCCGAAAACUCACCUUCAGGAUCCAUGUCACAGAGCCAGAAGUUGUGUUUACAAACAAGGAGAAGGUGCAGAAAGAGGUGAAGGCUGCACUAUCAGAAAAUGCCACGCUGAGCUGCGAGGUGGCCCAGGAGAAAACAGAGGUGAAGUGGUACAAGGAUGGGAAACUCAUCACCUCCAGCAAGAAGUUCAAGGUGGAGUCCGAGGGCAAAUCGCGUCGCCUGGUGGUGGGUGAGGUGGAGAAGAAAGAUGCAGGGGAGUACAGCUGUGAGGCUGCUGGCCAAAAACUCACCUUCAGGAUCGAUGUGCCAGAGCCAGAAGUUGUGUUUACAAACAAGGAGAAGGUGCAGAAAGAGGUGAAGGCUGCACUAUCAGAAAAUGCCACACUGAGCUGCGAGGUGGCCCAGGAGAAAACAGAGGUGAAGUGGUACAAGGAUGGGAAACUCAUCACCUCCAGCAAGAAGUUCAAGGUGGAGUCCGAGGGCAAAUCGCGUCGCCUGGUGGUGGGUGAGGUGGAGAAGAAAGAUGCAGGGGAGUACAGCUGUGAGGCUGCUGGCCAAAAACUCACCUUCAGGAUUGAUGUCACAGAGCCCAAACCUGCAUUUAUAAACCAGGAAAAGGUCCAGAAGGAGGUGAAGGCUGUCCUGACAGAAAGUGCCACUCUCAUGUGUGAGGUGGCACAGGAUACGACCGAAGUGAAGUGGUACAAGGAUGGAAAAUUGCUCAUUUCCUCCCGGAAAUUCAAAAUAGAGACCGUGGGCAAGUCCCGGCGCCUGGUGGUGGAGCAGCUGGAGAAAAAGGAUGCUGGGGAAUACAUCUGUGAGGCUGCAGGGCAGAGGCUGACCUUCAAACUGGAACCAACUGAGCCAGAGGCUAAAUUUGAGAAGAAAGCUGUCCAGAAGGAGCCUCUCAUUGUUCAAGAACAUGAAAGCAUCACACUGACAACCUCAGUCACGCCUGAAACCGCUGAAGUGAGGUGGUUCAAGGAUGGCACCGAAAUCAAGGCGAGCAAGAAAUAUGUGAUCAGGAGCGAGGGGGCAUCCAGGACACUGACAGUGACCGCAGCUGAGAGCACAGACUCUGCCCUCUACACCUGCCAGACAAAGCAUGACAAGCAGGAAUUCAGGGUGCAGGUGAAAGAAAUCCCGGUGAAGUUUGCCAAGAAGCUGGAGGCCGUGAAAGCCGAGAUUGGUGGCAGCGUGUCCCUGAGCUGUGAGCUGAGCCACGCCAAGGGCAAGGUGAUGUGGAGCAGGAACGGUGUGGAGAUCAAACCCAGCAAGCGUUUCCAGCUCCGCGAGGAGGGAACCAAAAGAACCCUGACCAUAACGGGGAUCCGGGCUGAGGAUGAGGGAGAAUAUUCCUGCCAGUCCAGGGAUGACAAGAGCAGCGUCACCAUCGUCCCCAAACCUCCCAGAGUGGUGAAAUUCGUCACAAGUCUCAACAGUGUGGUGUCUGAGGAAGGAAAAGAGGCUGUGUUCAAGUGCACCGUCUCCCCCAGUGAUGCUGUGGUCACCUGGCUCAGGAAUGGUGCCAAGAUUGAAGCCAGCAAGAAAUAUGUGAUCUCCCAGAAGGACACCAACCACAGCCUCACCAUCACUGACCUGACCCUGGAAGAUGCAGCUGAAAUCACAGCCAGUGCUGAGGGUGUGGAAAGCACAGCCAACCUCAGAGUCCGAGAGGCCUCAAUCUCCUUCAAGAAGAAGCUGGAGCCCAAAACAGUGGAAGAGAGGGAGACAGUGACCUUGGAGGUAGAGCUGACCAAGCCUGCAGAGGUGAAGUGGAUGAGGAACAGCAUUGUGCUGAAGCCCAGUGACAAAGUAGAGAUCAAAGCAGAGGGAACAAAGCACACCUUGGUGGUCAAGGACAUCUCCUUCGCCGACCGCGGCUUCUACUGCUGCGAGAGCCCCGACGACAAGACCCAAGCCAAGAUCAAUGUGGAAAUGAGGCAGAUCAAGUUGGUGAAAGGCCUCCAGCCCCUGCAGGUGGCUGAGAAAGGGACUGUCACCUUCGAGGUGGAGCUGUCACACGAGGACGUGGAGGGCACCUGGCAGAAGGAUGGGGUUCGUCUGAAACCUGCACCCAACGUCAGCUUCGGUGUCCUGGGCAAGAAACACUCCCUGACUCUGUCCUCAGUGGCUCUAGAAGAUGCAGGACUCAUCUCCUUCAAAGCAGAGGGCAUUAACUCAUCAGGGAAGCUCACUGUGACAGAACUGCCUGUGAGGAUCAGCAAACCAUUGGCAGAUGUCAGUGUAACUCAGAAGCUCAAGGCCACAUUUGAGUGUGAGCUAUCCAAACCCAAUGCCAAUGUGAAGUGGUUCAAGGAUGGGAAGGAGAUCCGGCAAAGUAAAAACAUUGGGAUGAUCUCCCAAGGAAAUAAGAGAAGCCUCAUUAUUCACAAGUGUGAAUAUGAAGACCAGGGAACCUACACAUGUCAAGCAGAUGAAGACAAGACAUCAGCUACCCUAAAGGUUCAUGCCCGAGAUAUCAAGAUUGUAAAACCACUGGAGGAUGUGGAAGUGAACGAAUACGAGAGUGCAUCUUUCACCUGUGAGAUCUCACACGAUGAGGUCGAAACCCAGUGGUACAAAAAUGACAACAAACUCAAGACUUCCGACAACAUCAAAAUGCGGCAGGAUGGAAAGACUUAUUCCCUGACUUACGCACGUGUCCACGUCGAGGAUGCAGCUGAGAUCAAAUUCGUAGCAGAAAAGGCAGAAUCUCGUGCUCAGCUGACUGUAAAAGAACUACCUGUAAAAAUCGUGAAGCCCUUGCGGGAUAAGAUCGCCCUGUGGAAGCACCGGGGUGUCCUGGAGUGCCAGGUGUCCCGGGCCAACGCCAGGGUCCGCUGGUUCAAAAAGGACAUGGAAAUUCACCCCAGUGAGAAAUACGAGAUCGUGAGCGAGGGCGUCUAUCGCAAACUCGUCAUCAACGGCGCCGACUACGAGGAUGAGGACACGUACACGUGUGAUGCCUUCGAUGACAAAACCAGCGCUAAUUUCUUUGUUGAAGAGCAAGCCAUUAAUAUUGUAAAAGAGUUGUGUGAUGAGGACGUGACUGAGCCUGAAGAAGCCAAUUUUGAAUGUGAGACCUCCAUUCCAUCUGUGAAACCUGCCAAGUGGUUCCUGAAGGGAGCAGCCUUGCAGGCUGGCAGGAACUUCAUCAUGCAGCAGGAAGGCACCAUCCACAGGCUGACAAUAUUAAAAACAAGUGUUGAUAUGACAGGCACCAUCCAGUUCUCCAUCGGCAAAUCCAAAUCCACAGCAAACCUGCUCGUCAGAGAUUACCACAUCCAGAUCACCAGGAAGCUGGAGGACAAGACCGUCCUGGAGCGACACUCGGUCGUCCUGUCCUGUGACUUCAGGCCUUCCCCAAAGCACGUCAAGUGGUUCAAGGGCCAGGUGCUCCUUGAGCCCUCGGAGAAGUACAAAAUCAAGAGGGAUCAGUACUCAGCAGAGCUCAAGAUCAUGAAGGUGAAGCCUGAGGAUGCUGGCGUGUACAAGUGCAGGGCUGGGAUCGCAGAGACCGAAGCCACGCUGAGCGUUGAAGCCCGCAAUGUGGAGGUCCUGAAGCACCUGCAGGACGUGGAGAUUGAGGAAGACAGCUCUGCUGUGUUCUCCUGCGAGCUGUCCCACGACGACGAGGACGUGGAGUGGUUCCUCAACGGCACCCUCCUCUACACCAACAACUUCAACGACAUCAAGAGCGUUGGCAAGUGCUACACGCUGACCAUGAAGCAGGUGAAGCCUGAGGAUGCUGGCACGGUGACAAUGAAGUCAGACAAGGUGUCAGAGACCGUGCGGCUCAAGGUGAUAGAGAAACCUGCUGUCUUCAUGAAAUCCUUGGAUGAUGUUUUUGGUGAGGAGCGAGGAGUGAUCAAACUGGAAUGUGAAGUCUCCAAAGAGAAGGUCAAACCUGUCUGGAAAAAGGAUGGUGUGAAGAUCGCUUCCAGCAAGAAGUAUGAGGAGAUACAGUCUGGGAAGACCCUGUGCCUCCUCAUCCAUGACCUGGAAAAGACAGAUGCGGGGUUGUACACCUGUGACAUCGGCACUGAUGUUGCCAAAUCAAAGGUCAGCGUUCAGGAACUGAACAUUGGCAUCACCAAACGACUCAAGAGCACUGAAGUCCAGGAGGGAGAAGAUUGCACUUUUGAGUGUGUUUUGUCCCAUGAAAGCAUUGAUGAGUUUAACUGGACGCUGAACGGGAGGAAAGUGGAAAGUGGGGGGAGAUUCAGAGCCUCCAAGGCGGGUCGGAAAUACACUUUGAGUAUCAAAAAUGUGAUUCCUGAUGACACUGGGGAGGUCACCUUCACUGCCCGUGGUCUCACCUCCAAGGCUUCCCUGGUUGUGAAAGAAAAACCUACUGAGGUCACAAAACAGCUGGAGGAUAAGACAUCACUAGCAGGGCAGGACAUCAACCUGAGCUGUGAGCUGUCCAAAGCUGACGUGAGCAUCAGGUGGUUCAAGGAUGGCAAAGCAAUCCGGAAAAGCCAGAAAUACGAGCUGCAGCAGGAGGGGACACGGGCCACGCUCAUCAUCCGUGACUCCACGGUCAAGGACAGCGGGGAGUACACCUGUGAGACAGAGACCUCCAAAACAACAGCCAGGAUCACUGUGCAAGAAAAGCCUAAUUAUUUUAUCAAGGAACUCUCAGACCUGAAGGUUGACGAAAGUGGAACUGCAGUUUUUGUGUGCCAGAGUGAGAGAGCUGCAUCCUCUGUGGUGUGGAGGAAAGGCAUCGCUGAGCUCAGGGCUGGCAGGAAAUACGAGAUCACACAGAAAGGACAAGUCCUCCAGCUGACCGUAAAGAACUUGGAGAAAAGUGACAGUGACACUUACAGUUGUGACAUUGGGGACGCCCAGUCCAGAGCCAAGCUAACUGUGCAAGGCCAGAGAAUGCUAAUAACAGAAGACCUGGAGGAUGUCACUGUGUUAGAAGGAGAAUCUGCCAUGUUCAAGUGCAGAAUCUCUCCCGUAGACUAUAGCAGAGUGCAGUGGUUUUUGGAUAAAACCCCACUCCAUACCAAUGAACUUAAUGAGAUCCAGUCCCAGCCUGGUGGAUAUCACCUGCUAACGCUGAAAAAGCUCUCACUGAAGGACUCGGGGGUCAUUACAUUUGAAGCUGGUGAUAAGAAAACAUCUGCCAGUUUGGUUGUUAAAGAAUCACCAGUUAUUUUCAAGCAAGAGCUCCAGAAUGAAGAAGCCAAAGAAGGCAAGCAGGUCAGGCUGACCUGUGAGCUCAGCAAGCCUGGUGCCCCAGUGAAGUGGAUGAAGGGAGACACUGUUCUCCAUGCCAGUGAGAAAUACGAAUUUAAGCAGCAUGGGACUGUGGCAGAGCUCAUAAUUCGAGAUGUGAAAUCCAUCGAUGCUGGGGACUACACCUGCAGUGCUGGGGAACUGAAAACCACUGCUCGGGUCAAAGUGAAUGCUGUGCCUGUCCUUUUCAAACAAGCCCUGGAGAACACGGAUGUGGAAGAAGGGAAAUCCGUCUCCUUGCGCUGUGAACUCACUAAAGCUGAUGCCACCGUGGUGUGGAAGAAGGGAGAAGCCACGCUCCAGGCAAGUGCCAAAUAUGAAAUGAAGCAGAAGGGAACAGUGGCAGAGCUGGUGAUUCAUAAUGCAGAACCAGAAGAUGCGGGAAGAUACACCUGUGACACUGGAGAGCAGCAGACCACAGCCCAAGUCAAAAUCCAUGCUGUGUCCGUGCUCUUCACUGAAGAGCUGAAGCCUGUGGAAGCUGUGGAAGGUGGGACAGCCACCCUGCAGUGCCAGCUGGGCACAGAGGCCCCCGUGGAGUGGAGGAAGGGGCAAACUCUUCUCCGGGCAAGUAACAAGUACAAGAUGAGGCAGGAGGGCACCGUGGCUGAGCUGCUGAUCCACGACCUGGAGCCAAAGGAUGCUGGAGACUAUUCAUGUCUAGUGGGGAGCCAAAAAACCACAGCAGCCUUGUCAGUGAAUGCCCUGCCAGUGCGGUUCAAGCGGGAGCUGAGGAACGAGGAGGCCACGGAGAGCGGGACGGCGACGCUGCAGUGCGAGCUGAGCCGGCCGGGCGGUGCCGUGCGCUGGAGGAAGGACGGCACGGAGCUCAGCCCAGCUGGGAAAUACAAAAUGAGGAGUGAAGGGCGAUUUGUGGAGCUGGUCAUCCAGGACCUGGAGCUGGCGGAUGCUGGGAGCUACACCUGUGUGUGUGGAGAGCAGGAGAGCACAGCUGCUUUGAGAGUGAAUGCCUUGCCUGUCCUCUUCCAAGAAGAAUUGACGAACAAGGAAGCUACAGAGGGGGAGGCAGUCACUUUGCGCUGCAAACUGAGCAAAUCAGCCCCAGCUGAGUGGAAAAAGGGGAACGUGGUGCUGAAGCCGAGUGAAAAGUACAAAAUAGAGCAGGAGGGUCCCUUUGUGGAGCUGACAAUCCGGGAUUUGGAUCUGGCAGAUGCUGGGGAUUACAGCUGUGUGUGUGGAGACCGACAGACGACGGCUGCUCUGGCAGUAAAUGUCCUGCCUGCUCUUUUCACCAAGGGACUCACGGACAGAGAAGCCACAGAGGGUAAAAGUGUCUCCCUGCACUGUGAGCUGAACAAGGCUGCUGCUAACGUGGAGUGGAAGAAGGGGUUCAAGACCCUCAAACCAAGUGACAAAUACAAAAUGAAGAGGGAAGGUGUCGUGGCUGAGCUUGUAAUCCAAAACCUAGACACAGCGGAUGCUGGGAAUUAUUCCUGUGUGUGUGGAGACCAGCAGACCAUGGCAGUUCUAACAGUUCAUGCUUUGCCUGCAUUUUUCAAGGAAGGGCUGAAGAACAGGGAAGCCACAGACGGUGGCACAGCCACCCUGCGCUGCGAGCUGAGCACCGUGGGCGUCCCGGUGGAGUGGAAAAAAGGGGACAAGGCUCUGAAACCCAGCGAAAAGUACAGGAUGAGACAGGAAGAUACAGCUGCAGAGCUGCUGAUCCGAGAUCUGGAGGUGGAAGACACAGGGGAAUACAGCUGUGUGUGUGGAGAGCAGAGAACUUCAGCUGUCUUGACAGUCCAUGCUCUGCCUGCAGUGUUCAAAAGAGGUCUUGUCAAUGUGGAAGGCACAGAAACCAGGACGGCUGUUCUGCAGUGUGAGCUCAGCAAACCCGCCCCGGUGCAGUGGAGGAGGGGGCAGGAGGUGCUCACACCUAGUGACAAACACAAAAUGAGGCUGAAGGACACCACUGCUGAGCUGGCAAUCCACAGCCUGGAGGAAGGAGAUGCAGGAGAUUACACCUGUGUGUGUGGAGACAAGACAACCACUGCUUCCCUGACAGUGCAUGCCCUCCCUCCUCACUUUAAGAAAGAGCUGAAGAACGUGGAAGGCACAGAAAAUGGCACGGCCACUUUCUGCUGUGAGCUGAGCAAGGCUGGAGCUGCCGUGGCGUGGAGGAAAGGACACAAAACCCUGGGGACAAGUGGCAAGUUCACCACGAGGUGCCAGGGCACGGUGGCUGAGCUGGUGAUCCAUGAUUUAGUCCUGGCAGAUGCUGGAGAUUACACGUGCUCCUGUGGAGAGCAGGAAACCACGGCUGCGCUCAAAGUGAAUGCCCUGCCUGUGCACUUCCAGAAGGAGAUGAGGGAUGAAGAAGCCACAGAAGGUGCAACAGCCACUCUGCAGUGUGAGCUGUCCAGGGCUGCCCCCGUGGAGUGGAGAAAGAAGCACAAAGUGCUCAAACCUGGAGAGAAGUACACCAUGAGGCAGGAGGGCAGCAGAGCCCAGCUGCUGGUGCAUGCCCUGGAGCUCAGGGAUGCUGGGGAAUACUCCUGUGUAUGUGGAGAGGAGAAGACAACAGCAGCACUGACAGUGCACGCCCUUCCUGCUCUGUUCAAAGAAGAAUUAAGGGACACGGAGGCCAAGGAAGGUGAAACAGUCACUCUGCACUGUGAGCUGACCAAACCUGCCCCAGUGGAGUGGAAAAAGGGAGACACAACCCUCAGACCUAGUGAGAAAUACAAAAUGAGGCAGAAGGAUGUGACUGCAGAGCUGGUGAUCCACAGCCUGGGCGAGGGCGAUGCUGGGGACUACAUCUGUGUGUGUGGGGAGCAGCAGAGCACAGCUGCCUUGGCAGUCCAUGUGCUGCCUGCGGGCAUCCAGGAGAGCCUGAGGGACCAGGAGGUGACCGAGGGUCAAGUGGCCACUCUGAGCUGUGAGCUGACCAAAGCUGCCCCCGUGGAGUGGAGGAAGGGCAGCACCUUGCUCAAAGCCAGUGACAAGUACAAAAUGAGGCAGGAGGGCAAGGUCAGGAAGCUGCUAAUCCAGGAUGUGGAAUUGAAAGAUGCUGGAGAGUACACGUGUGUGUGUGGAGAGCAGGAGACUACAGCAGCCUUGAUAGUGCAUGCCCUGCCAGCCCUUUUCAAAGAAGACCUGAAGGACCUGCAAGCCAUGGAAAGCCAAACAGCCACUCUGAGCUGUGAGCUGAGCAAGGCUGCAGCUGUGGCGUGGAAGAAAGGCAACAAAAUACUCAGGGCAGGUGAAAAAUACGUCAUGAGGCAGGAGGGUGCCCUGGCAGAGCUGGAAAUCCGUGAGCUAGAGCUGCAGGAUGCUGGGGAUUACACCUGUGUGUGUGGGGAGCAGCACAGCACAGCCUCUCUGACAGUGAAGGCCCUGCCAGUGCUUUUCAGGGAGGAGCUGAAGGAUGAAGAAGCCCAAGAAGGAGCAUCAGUCACUCUGAGAUGUGAAUUAACCAAAGGAGCUCCUGUGCAGUGGAAAAAGGGGCCCAAAGUGCUCCAAGCAAGUGACAAAUAUCAAAUGAGACAGUCUGGCAGCACUGCAGAGCUGCUCAUUCCUGACCUAGAAGUAAAAGAUGCUGGAGAUUACACCUGUGUGUGUGGUGACCAGAAGACAACAGCAACCUUAACAGUUCAUGCUCUGCCACCAGUGUUUAAGGAGGAGCUGAAGGACAAGGAAGCAGAAGAAGGUGGAGAAGUCUCCCUGCUCUGUGAGCUCUCCAAGGCUGCCCCAGUGGAGUGGUGGAAGGACCAGAGCAUCCUCCAACCAAGUGGGAAAUACAAAAUGAGGCAGGAAGGGCUCAAGGCAGAGCUGGUGAUCCAUGAAAUAGCUGAGGAGGAUGCAGGAGCCUACACCUGUGUGUGUGGAGAGCAGCAGACUACAGCAGUGCUGACAGUCCAGGUGCUGCCUCCAGAAUUCAAGAGAGAGCUGAAGGACCUGGAAGCUGUGGAAAACGGCACAGCUGCUCUGCAGUGUGAGCUGACAAAACCUGCUGAGGUGGAGUGGAAGAAAGGACAGGAGGUGCUCAAAGAGAGCAGCAAGUACGAAAUGAGUCAGGAUGGUGCUGUGGCAAAGCUGAUUAUCCAUGAGCUGGAGGAGGAGGAUGCUGGAGUUUACACCUGUGUGUGUGGAGAGCAGCAGACAAGUGCCACGCUGGCAGUCAAUGCCCUACCAGCCCUUUUUAAACAAGAUAACCACUACAAUGGGCGUGGCACACAGCAAGCUCUUGUUUCCCUUCAUGCACUGCCCAUCACGUUUAAGCAGCCUUUACAGAAUAAGGAGUUUGAGGAAGGAAGCACAGCCACGCUCUGCUGUGAGCUGUCCAAACCCAGAACUGCAGUGGAAUGGAGGAAAGGAGGAGUGGGGCUGCAGCCCAGCCAGAAAUACGAAAUGAGGCAGAGGGGAUGCCUGGUAGAGCUCUUGGUACACAAUCUCAGAUUAGAAGACACAGGAGAAUACAGCUGUGACACGGGGGAUCAGGAAUCCAGGGCAGCCCUCAAUGUCAAAGCUCUGCCAGUUCUUUUCCAAAAGCAGCUCAAGGACGAGGAGGCAGAGGAAGGAGCGGCGGUGAAAUUCCGGUGUGAGCUGACAAAGGAUAACGCGGCCGUGGAGUGGAGGAAAGGCACCAUGGAGCUCUUCCCGUGUGCCAAAUAUGAAAUGAAAUUAAGUGGGCGCACAGCUGAGCUGGUGAUCCACAAUGUAGAGCCAGAGGAUGCCUCUGAUUACACUUGUGACACGGGAGAUCAGCAGAGCACUGCAGUCCUCACAGUGAAUGCCAUCAAACCCCAGCUGAAGCAGCAGCUGAGGAAUGAGGAGGUGGAAAUGGGAGGAACAGCCCGACUGCGCUGUGAGAUUUCCAUCAGCAAAGCUGAAGUGGAGUGGAGGAAGGAUGGAGCCCUCCUGCACUCCAGCUCCAAGUAUGAAAUGUGGCAGGAUGGGACCCUCAGGGAGCUCCGUGUGCACCACCUGGAGCCUGGGGAUGCUGGAGAAUAUUCCUGCAAGGUUGGAGACCAGACAAGCUCAGCCAAACUCACCGUGAAAGAGCCUGACGUGAGCAUCGUGAGCGGCCUCAGGGACAGGGUGGUGUCUGAAGGGGACGAUGUCACCUUCCAGUGCCAGGUGUCCCACGAGAACGCCAGGGACGUGGAGUGGAAGCUGCAGGACGUGGCUCUGCAGAACAACGAGAUGAACGAGAUCUCGGUGGAGAAAGGCAGGAUCCACACCCUGACCCUGAGGAAGGUGACUGAGCAGGACAUUGGCACUGUCACCUUCCGUGUGGGACCCCACACGUCCACAGCAGAGCUCAGGGUGAAAGCUUCUCCAGUCACCUUCACACAGCCACUCCAGAACCAGCAAGCUGAGGAAGGUGGCAGUGUCACUUUGAGCUGCGAGGUCUCCAAACCCAACACCAGUGUGCAGUGGAAGAAGGCAGGGACAGUGCUGCGACCCAGUGACAAAUACACGAUGCGCCAGGAGGGGUCCCUGGCUGAGCUGACAAUCCACAACCUGAGCGAAGCUGAUGCUGGGGAGUACACCUGUGACACAGGGGACCAGCAAACCACGGCAGCAGUGCAGCUGAAAGAACCAGCAGCCACCAUCGUGGAGAGGCUGAAGGACGUGGCCGCGUACGAAGGGGAAGACGCGGUGUUCGAGUGCAGGCUGUCCCGGGAAACAGCUCAGGAUGCCCAGUGGUUCCUGGGGGAUGUUCCCCUGCAAUCCAACGAAAUGAAUGAGAUCAGAGUGCAAGGGACACGGCACAGCUUGGUCUUGAGGAAGGUGACCCUGGAAGACUGUGGGUCCAUCACUUUCAAAGUGGGGCAGCAUUCGUCAGCAGCGCGGCUGAAGGUGGAAGCUGCCCCGGUCACUUUUGUGAAGGCUCUGCACAACCUGGAGCUGCAGGAGGGUGGCACUGCCCACCUGUCCUGCGAGGUGUCCAGUCCUGAUGUCCCCGUGGAGUGGAAGAAAGGCUCAUCUGUGAUCCAGCCCAGCCACAAGUGCAGCAUCCAGCAGGAGGGGAGGGUGCACACGCUGGUCAUCCGCGACCUGAGCCGCGCCGACGCCGGCGAGUACAGCUGCCACACGGCUGCUGGCAAGACCACAGCCAGGCUGGAGGUCAAAGGCCUGCCAGUGCUGUUCAGACAGUGGUUGAAGAACGAGGAGGUGGAGGAAGGGCGCACGGCCGUGCUGCGCUGCGAGCUGACGCGGCCCCACGCGCGCCUGGAGUGGCGCAAAGGGGACACGCGGCUGCAGCCCGGGGACAAGUACGAGAUCCGCCAGGAGGGGACACGGGCUGAGCUCCUCAUCUACGGGGCUGAGGCUGAGGAUGCUGGAGAAUACACCUGUGACUCCGGGGAUCAGCAGACCACGGCUACGCUGCAGGUCAAAGUACUGCCAGUGCUGUUUAACAAAGAGCUGAAAAACGUAGAGGCUGAAGAAGGGGGAACGGCUGUUUUGCGCUGUGAGAUCUCCAAGCCGGACGCUCCCGUUGAGUGGAGGAAAGGAGGGGUGGUGAUUGAGCCCAGUGACAAGUACGAGCUGAAGCUGAAGGGCAGCGUAGCUGAGCUCGUCAUCCAUGGUGUAGAGCCUGAUGACUGUGGGGAUUAUACCUGCAGCACUGGAUACGAGAUCACCACGGGGUCUGUGUACGUGCAAGAGGAAGCAGCAGUGAUAGUGUCUGGUUUAAGGAGCACAGACGUCUUUGUGGGCGAGUCAGCCACGUUCACCUGCGAGCUCUCGCACCCGGGCGUGAGGAAUGUGCAGUGGUGGCUCGAUGGGACCCCCCUCCACAACAACCUGGUGACGGAAAUCUCCGAGCAGGACGGCAGGAUCCACACCCUCACCCUCAAUGACGUGGCGUGCCAUGACUCGGGCACUGUCACCUUCAGAGCUGGGCCCCUUAUCUCCUCAGCUAAAUUAUUGGUCAAAGAUCCCACCAUUGAAGUGGUCAGUCCCAUGCAGGACAUGACUGUUGAUGAAGAUGGCCCAGCAGAGUUCAUAUGCCAGUAUUCUAGGCCAGUGCACGCCAUCUGGAAGAAAAAUGAUCAGGAAAUACAUGCAGAUGGGCAGCGAGUGAUUAUCGAGCAGGACUGGAAUGUGAGCAUGCUAAAAAUUAACCCCACGGUCCCAGAAGACACUGGCAUCUAUUCUUGUGAAGCUGAAGGCAUUAAAGUGAUGGCUACACUUGAUGUUCAAGCCAAGAACAGCAUUGUGCAGGGCUUGGAGAACGUGGAGGCUGUGGAAGGAGGGGAAGCCCUGUUCGAGUGUUACCUCUCCAAACCUGAGACCUACAAUUACAACUGGCUGAUUGACGAUGAACCUGCCAAAACCACAGAAAACACUGAGAUGGUUUAUUUUGAGAAUGGACUCAGGCAUAUCCUGCUGCUGAAGAAUUUAACUGCCCAGGACAGCUGCAGGGUGACUUUCAUGUGCAGCGACGCGGUGACCUCAGCCUUCCUCACUGUGAAAGGGUGGCGCCUGCAGUUCUUGCAGCCCCUCACGGAUGUGGAAGUGGCUCUGGGGGAAAAAGCAACAUUUAGCUGUGUCCUGAGUGAAGCUGUGCCAGUUAAUGAAGUGGCCUGGUACAGUAAUGACGUAGAGAUCCAGUCAGGUGAGGACUGGGAGGUACAAGCAGAUGGAAACAAGUACAAACUUAUUCUGAAAAAAGCCCAGCUGCAUCAUUCUGGAGAAGUGACCUUUGCUUCCAGGGAGGCCAUUUCCACAGCCAAGCUUUCUGUGAUAGCCCUCCCUGAGCCACCUGAAGAGCCACAAGUCCUGAGGCAGAGCAGCCACUCUGUCACUCUGUCUUGGCACAAACCGCCGGGUGACGGUGGCCAGCACAUCCUGGGCUACAAGGUGGAGAGGAAAAUCCCAGGAGUUGGCUGGCAGUCCUGCAGCGAGGGCCUCAUCCAGAACACGGAGUUCACCGUGGAAGGGCUGGCCCCAGGGGAGCCCUACAGAUUCCGGGUGUCGGCCACAAACGCAGCUGGGGCCAGCGAGGCGGUGCACUUCCCCCAGAUGGUGAAGUUAGAGCCUCCAGUUACAGUCACCCAACCUUUGGUGGGAGGAUCUGUCUCGGAGGGAGGGCUGGCUCGCCUGGAGUGCACAUUAUCAAGUAAACCCGAGGAGAAAGUGACUUGGUUCAAGGGAAAAGAGCAAAUAAAAGCUGGAGGGAGAUACGAGAUCCUCUCUGAUGGAGCAAAGCAGAUCCUCGUCAUCCGUGGAUUUAAAGCUGAGGAUCAGGACAGCUACACCUGCAUGGCUUCUCCAGAAGUGAAAUCUGUUGCCAGCCUGUGUCUCGAAGUUCCCACCGUGUCGAUGCUGAAGGAGAUUGCCAGGGAAGCUCCCCCUGCCAGCCAGGCUGAAGAGCUGGUGGAUGGACACGUCCAGCCCAGCCUGCCCCCUGAAGCUGCCCAGGAGGGAGAUCUUCACCUCCUGUGGGAAGCCCUGGCCAAGAAACGCCGUAUGAGCCGGGAGCCCACCUUGGAUUCCAUCAGCGAGCUGCCUGAGGAGGAGGAGAAGCUUCAGAAGCUGAGGAAGGAGGAAGCAGAGAUGUCUCACUACUACUCAGAGGAGUACUCCACGUGUGACGAGCUGGCCAGGACGGGAGAGGCAGAUUUCUCUUUCACGAGCUCUGAUGAUGAGUCUAGAGCUGGGACUCCUUCCCUAGUAAACUACCUCAAGAAAGCUGGCAAGAAGACCAUCAGUGUCACCAGCAAGGUUCAGUCCAGCUCCACAGGAAAGUUAUGGAAACAGUGGGAAACAUCCACUGUGGAAACCACCGUGGCCACCACAGCUGCUCAGCCAGCCGAACCAGAGCUGCCAGAUUUAGACGACCCCUCCAUGAACAAGGCAGCUGUGAAGAUCCAAGCUGCUUUCAAAGGCUACAAAGUCAGAAAAGAGAUCAAGCAACAAGAGUGCCCGGUGUUUACUGAGACCUUCAAGGACUUCUCUGGCGAGCCUGGCAGCACCCUGCACCUGGAGUGUGUUGCCCACAGCAAAACCGACAUGAACGUGCGGUGGCUGAAGGACGGGAAGGAGCUCUCGGACGGUCGCUACUACCACAUCGACAGCUACAGCGACGGCACCUGCUCCCUGAUCAUCGCCGGCCUGGACAGGAAGGACGCAGGGAAAUACACCUGUGAGGCGUCCAAUAAGUUUGGAAAGGUCUCACACAGCGCCAAGGUGGUGGUUGGCGCUCAGGAGCCGCAAGUCCUUCCCAAGGAGAAGCGGAACAAGCAAAGCACUGACAGCGAGACAGAGAGCUCGUCCGGCAGCGAGCUGGAUGAUGCGUUCCGGAAAGCAGGGAGGAGACUGCACAGGCUCUUCAGGGCCAAGAUCUCCACAGAGAUCUCUGAUGUGGAGGAAGAGCUCUUUGUCAGCGCAGAUGAAGGGGAUAUAGAUGUGGUUGACCACCAGACGUACCGUGAGGAUGACCAGUUCAUCUACAUCAAGUUCGAAAUCAUUUCUGAGGCCAAAACGGCUGCCACACGGUUCAGAGAGAUGUUUGGUGCUAUGGGAAUUCCUGUGGAGAUUGAUAUCUUGGAGCAAGGCCCGAAAAAAAUCGAAUUGCGCAUUGGGAAGGCACAACCUCCCACCCUUGGGAAGUUUGCACCUGCAGUAGCGAGACCUCCACCACCUCUGCUGACUUCUGACACAGCCCCCAUGUUCAUGACCGAGCUCCAAAACCAAGAGGUCCAGGAUGGGUACCCAGUGAGCUUUGACUGCAUCGUCAUCGGCAAACCCCUGCCCACGGUGCGCUGGUUCAAGGACGGCAAGGCCAUUGAAGAAAACGACCACUACAUGAUCAACGAGGACCAGGAAGGGUGUCACCAGCUCAUCAUCACUGCCGUGGUGCCCACGGACAUGGGCGUGUACCGCUGCCUCGCCGAGAACAACAUGGGGGUGGCCUCAACCAAGGCUGAGCUCCGUGUGGACUUGACCAGCACAGAUUAUGAGACAGCAGCAGAUGCAACAGAGACAUCAUCUUACUACAGUGCCAAGGAAUAUAUUUCAAGCCGAGAGCAGGAGGAAUCCACCACUGAGGAGGAGCAGCUGCCCCAGAUCUUUGAUGAGCUCCAUGAUAUUCAUGUGGCACCUGGAGCAUCACUGGCUAAAUUUCACCUGAAGGUGAAAGGGUACCCUCAGCCUCGUCUCUACUGGUUCAAAAAUGGGCAGCCCCUAAAGGCCUCAGAUCGUAUCCUCAAGACUGACAGGCAGGAAUUCCACUCCCUGGAAAUCCGCGACGUCACCAAGGACGACGCCGGCCAGUAUUUGAUAUUUGUCAUCAACUCUGCUGGCUCUGCGUACUCCUCUGCCAGGCUGGUAGUCAAAGAUCCUUAUGAGAAAGAAGAGCCGUCCAAAACAGAUUCCCAAGAGCAGCUGAUACCACCAAGAUUCCUUGAAAGAUUUACAAAUAAGAAGGUGAAAAAGGGUGCAAGCAUCACAUUAUCUGUGAAAGUUGAAGGACAUCCACCACCAACAAUCACGUGGAUGAAAGAGGAGUCUCGGGAAGACAUCCUGUGGAUCAAACCAGACACUCCUGGGUACAAACUCGCCAGUUCCAACAUGCACCACAGCCUGAUCCUGCUGGAUGUCAAGAAGAAGUACAGUGGGGCUUACACCUGCAUCGCCACCAACAAGGCUGGCCAGUCCAUCUGCACUGCCAACCUGGAAGUUGCAGAUGUGAAAGAGUCUGAAACCUUGACCCAGGAGCGUGUGAUGGUGUCAGAAGCCAUCAUGACCACGCUGGGAACUAUUCAGUCCUCUGAAGGAGACCUUGAAGCUGGCAGAGAGGGUGUGCCCAAAACCCCUAUUUCAUUAGCUGAUGUUGGCUCAGAAGAGUUCUUCCAGAAACUCACCUCACGUAUCUCAGAAAUGGUAUCUGCAAAAAUAACUCAGGCCAAACUUCGAGUACCGGGUGCAGAAAGUGAUGAUGAGUCAAGAACUCCCUCUGCAUCUCCUCGCCAUGGACGAUCCAGACCUUCAUCCAUUGCUCAGGAAUCCUCCUCUGAGUCUGAAGAUGGGGAUUCCAGAGGGGAGAUCUUUGAUGUCUACAUGGUCACUGCUGACUACGUGCCCGCAGCGCCGGACAAGGAGACCAUCACCCUGAAGGAAGGACAGUAUGUGGAAGUCCUGGAUUCAGCUCAUCCUCUGAAAUGGCUGGUCAGGACUAAACCCACGAAAUCGAGUCCCUCUCGACAGGGUUGGGUGUCUCCAGCUUAUCUGGACAAGAAAUUAAAGUUGUCACCAGAGUGGGGAACAACAGAAAUUCCAGAGUUUCCUGGAGAGUUUGUUUCUGAAGAUGAAUACAAAAGGAAGCUAAGUGUUCUCAUUCAGGAGCUGUUGAUCUCAGAGGAAGAUUACAUUCAAGAUUUACAGUUCCUCCAGACUCAUCACCUUAGAUACACUGAGACCUGUCCCACUGUGCCAGGAGCUGUUGCCAGUCAGAAAUCCACCAUCUUCAGGAAUAUUGAUGACAUUGGUCGCUUCCAUUCCAGUGUGUUCCUGCGGAGCCUGCAGGGCUGUGACACCGACGAUGACGUGGCCAUGUGCUUCAUCAAGCACGAGGCAGAGUUUAACAAAUACAUCCAGUACCUCGUGGGAAGGGUCCAGGCUGAGUCCAUUGUGGUCAGCAAAGCUGUCCAGGAUUUCUACAAGAGAUACACAGAUGAAUUUCUUACUAAUGAGGAUCCCUCACAGCCACUUAUCCCUCCACUGCAGCACUACCUGGAAAAACCCAUAAACAGGAUCCAGCAGUACCAGACAAUAAUUAAGGAACUGAUCCGAAACAAGGCCAGAAACAGCCAGAACUGCACUCUGCUGGAGCAGGCCUAUGCCAUUGUGUCUGCCCUGACCCGAAGAGCAGAGAACAACCUGCACGUCUCACUCAUUGAGAAUUACCCAGGGACCCUGGAAAGCCUUGGGGAGCCCAUCCGGCAGGGCCACUUCAUUGUGUGGGAAGGAGCUCCAGGAGCUCGAAUGGCGUGGAAAGGACACAAAAGACAUGUUUUCCUCUUCAAAAAUUAUAUUGUGAUCUGCAAACCAAAGCGAGACACAAAGACAGACACCUACAGCUACAUCUUCAAGAACAUCAUGAAGCUGAACAACAUAGAUGUGAAUGACCUGGUGGAAGGGGAUGACCGAGCCUUUGAGAUCUGGCACGAGCGGGAGGACCUGGUGCGCAAAUACCUCCUGCAGGCGCGAACCGUCAACAUCAAGAACUCCUGGGUCAAGGAGAUCCUGGGCAUCCAGCAGCGCAUCAGCGAGCCCAUCUGGAUCCCUCCAGACUUUGAGGAAGAGCUGGCAGACUGCACAGCUGAGCUGGGAGAGACAGUCAAGCUGGCCUGCAAGGUGACAGGAGCUCCCAAGCCAUCCAUCAGCUGGUACAAAGAUGGAAAGCUGGUGGAGGUGGAUCCCCACCACAUUAUAAUAGAAGAUCCUGAUGGUUCCUGCACACUGAUCUUGGACAACCUGACAGGGGCUGACACAGGACAGUACAUGUGCUUUGCUUCCAGUCCUGCUGGCAACGCCAGCACCUUGGGAAAGAUCCUUGUUCAAGUGCCCCCACGGUUUGUGAACAAGGUCAGAAACGCUUAUCUUGUCGAGGGUGAAGAUGUCCAGUUCACCUGCACUGUGGAGGGAGCACCCAGGCCUCAGAUCAGAUGGUACAAAGAUGGCGUGCUGCUCAAGGACACCGGUAAAUACCAGACUUUCAGUGAACCACGGAGUGGCAUCGUAGUCCUGGUGGUCAAGAACCCUUCCAAUGAAGACAUGGGGCACUAUGAAUGUGAGCUGGUGAACAGAUUAGGGUCUGCCAAAAGUGGAGCAGAGCUUUACCACCACAGCGCUGCAGCCCUGACCCAGGAGAGGAGAGGAGACCAAGCCAUCACCAUUGAAGGAAUGACAUCCCCCCAGUCAGAGUCGGAGACUUCUGUGCAGGCUUCGCUGCAGCGCGCCGACCGGGAGAUCAAGACAGCCCUGAAAAAGCUGAUGGACUCGGCGUCCCUGCUGGUGACUCUGCCCCCAGGCAUGCGAGCAGAGGGUGGCCUUGGCCUUGGCCCUGCUGGGGCUGCUCCUUGCCAGCCCCCAGGGCCACCAGCCGGGCCCUCUGUGGCAGUCCAUGAAGCCAGCACCCAAACCCAGGCUGCCUCAGGCCAUGCCAAAGCACAGGUUCCAGCUGAAGAGCCAGGGGUGCCAAAGCCCAGCCCUGCUCCUUCCAGGGAAGAGGAGGCUGCUGGAGGUGACAGCACUCAGGAACACUCUGUUCCCAUCGACAGAACAUCACCAGAUGCUGGGGCAGGAGGAUGGUACAGGAGAGAAGGAGACGUGGUCUGGGAUGUGCACAGUGAAGUUUAUAUCGAGACCACAGAAAGAACUCGUGUGUACAAGACUGAGGAGAAGACUCCAACAAGUCCUCCCUACAUGCAAGUGACAAUAGAGGAUGUGCAGGUGAACUCUGGGGAACGUGCCAAAUUCCAGGCAGUCAUUGAAGGAACCCCUCAGCCCACAGUUCUGUGGUUUAAGGGCACUUCCCUGCUGACAGACAGCGACAGGGUCCAUCAGGGCAAGGAAGGAACAACGUAUUUCUUAGUUGUGGACAGUGCUGCCUUGGAAGAUGGGGGUGUUUAUACCUGUGUUGCCAAAAAUGCAGGAGGGGAAGUUUUGUGCAAAGCUGAGCUCGUCGUACGUGAAGCUAAGAAAGACCAGGAAGAAAAGAAAGUGCCCACCAGGAGGAAGCUCCACUCCCAUUAUGAGGUGAAGCAGGAGAUUGGAAGGGGCUGCUUCAGCUUUGUGAAAAGGGUGGUGCACAAAGGGAACAGGGUGUCCUGUGCUGCCAAAUUCAUCCCUCUGCGGAGCAAGACCAGGUCUCGAGCCCAUCAGGAGAGGGAUAUCCUCGCCUCUCUGUCCCACGACAGAAUUACCAGGCUCCUGGAUGAGUUUGAAACACGAAAAACGCUGAUUUUGAUUCUGGAGUUAUGCUCCAAUGAAGAACUCCUGGACCGGUUAUUCAAGAAGAGCGUGGUCACUGAAGCUGAGGUCAAAUUGUACAUCAAGCAAAUUUUGGAAGGAAUUAAAUACCUCCAUGACAACAACAUCCUUCAUUUGGACAUCAAGCCACUGAACAUCCUCAUGGUUUAUCCUGAGAGGGAAGACCUGAAGAUCUGUGACUUUGGGUUUGCCCAGAGGAUCACACCCGUGCAGCCUCAGUACAGCAAAUUUGGCUCUCCCGAGUUUGUUGCCCCAGAAAUUGUUUCCCUGUCACCAGUGUCCAAAGCAACUGAUAUCUGGGCUGUUGGAGUCAUCACAUAUUUAAGCCUCACGUGCAAGUCUCCAUUUGCUGGGGAGAACGACAGGAAAACUCUCCUAAAUAUCCAGAAUGGGGAGAUUUCAUGGACCAUUCCUGAUGUUGUUCACUUGAGUGAAGAUGCAAAGGACUUCAUGAAGGGGAUCCUGCAGCAGCACCCCAAAUCCAGGCCAAGUGCUUUGGACUGUCUUUCCCACAAAUGGUUCAUGCACAAUGUCCCUCUUGAAGCAGCUCAUUUCAUUAACACCAAACAGCUCAAAUUCAUUGUGGCUCGGAGCAAGUGGCAGCGCUCCCUGAUGUGCUACAAAUCCAUCCUGGUGAUGAGGUCCAUCCCAGAAAUCCUGGAAAGAACCCAUGACAACAGCUCCCUGGCCAUCUCCCGACACCUCAUUGAGGAGAGCACUUCAUCCAGCACCAGUGGCUCCUCCUCAGACAACGAGAACUCCAAUUUCCCUGAGAAGAGGCACUUUGGAUCCACCCCUGAACUGCACCUGCCCGUGUUUGACGCCCCGAGCCAUCCCCAGCCUCUGAAAAGGGAGCACCCCAAAAGCUCCAUCCCUCCAGUAAAACCCAUGAGGAGGAAAUAUGCCUCGAUGAAAUCACCCUCAGAAGGCACAGAGCUCAUGGCAGGUGUCUUACAGGAGAAAGAGGAGCCCAACCUUCGGGGAGAGCCAUCCCAAAAAACUGCUGAGCCUCCAUCCCUGAGGGCCUCCACGGAAAGCACACCUCUUCUGAGUCAGACAGAAAAACCAGACACACCUUUGCCUGAAAAGGCAGGGGAUGGCACAGAAAAGCCAUCUGCCUGUGUUCCCAGGCAGAGUGUCAUCAAAAGCACCUUCUACAGCCAAGCAACCGAGCUGCCUGCGAGGCCACCCCCGUCUCCAGGCAGGGAGCUCAGGAGGCAGCUGGACAGGGCCAGGAGGCUCCGCAGGGCUGGCUACUCCAAGGUGCCCAUCAGCGGCCUCCGGGAGCCCCUCCUGGAGCAGUUUGAGCUGGAGGAAGAGGAAGAAGGAGGGGAUGAUCGCAGGGAAGCUCUGCUGGGAUCCUUGACCAAGUCUGCGUCGUUUGACAGCGCCAGGAAGCCGCCGCACCCUGCCAUGGCUGGGAGCCGCAGCCGCUCCCUGGACGAGUACAGGCUGAGAGCCUCCAGGUCCUUGAGGGAGCAGGAGAUUCUGGAGGAGGACUGUGAUGUGUUGGCCCAGGAAAGCUGUCCUGAAGGCAGUGAUCACUGUGACACUUCUGUAGGGCCUGGCAAGGGGUGUUCUGCGGGUACAGCAGAGCAAGGGGACGUCAGGAGAGCCAGCAAGGAUUGCUUAGGAGGGGAGACCUCUCCCUCCACACACUGUGAGGGCAAGGGGUGCCCACCUGCUCUCAUACAGGUAGAGGGAUUUCCAGUGUCACCCCAGAGGAGUGAGAAUAGGAAACGUUUACUGAAGAAGUCCAAAGCCACUGAGAUUGAGGAGGAUGCUGAAUGUUUGGAAGGCAGAAGCCCCAUUCCCACUGCAGCACCAGCAGCUCCAAAACACCACAGCACCGAGGGUAAAGCUGCCUCUGACUCUGCUUUUCAGGAGGGCAAAGAGCCCGUUCCAACACUCACAGAGUCAGAGACCACCCCAAAGUCAUCUCCUGGGAGUGAGGGAGGAGUGUGCCUGCCCCAGGAGCCUGCCCCCUCCAACACCCACCCUGAGCUGACAGGGGGGAGCCUGCUGAUCAAAAGGACAGCCCCAGCCCCUCCUUGGAAAGACAAAAGGCACAAACAUUCAGAUGAAAAGGCUUCUGCUGAGUCUGAACUCAUGGAGCAUGAAGGCUCUGCUGUUCCAACAGAACAAACAGAAACUGGUUCACUUGCAGUACGUAAAGAAAGUGAGGAAAUUCCUGGGAAAAGUGUUCCAGCUACUGGCAUGCUGGGCAAACAGCCAGGGUCCCUCACAGCUGCUGAAGGUGUUCCUCAGAAGCUGAAGACCCACAGAGAUGUGAGAUCUGCUCUCCUGGAAGAUGCAGGAGCAGCAGCUACAGGAAUCACUCCACCAUCAGCACACAAGAAGGCUCCUGGUCACUCAGACACAGCACCAGCUGUCCUGAAGGGAGAGCAACUCGCUGUUCCCAAAAUCCCACCACCAGGAUCAGUGGUCUCUGAUGGAGCACAGCAGGCUCUCAGCAAGGAGAAACCUGCUGCUCUGAGGAGUAAAAGCUCAGCUGGCACAGAGGUGGUUUCCAGUUUGGCCCAUGGAGGAGCUGGAGCCCAGCAGGUUCCUGAAGGCCAUGGCUCAGAACCUGUUGCUCUGGAGAGCAGACACCCAGCCAGAGCUGUGUCCUCCCAAAGCACUGCCCUCCCUCAGGUCUGGGAGAGCAAAAACCAACAGCACCCAGAGGUGUCAGCUCACCCUGAGGUGAAAUCUGCUGUGACAGCCAGUGGAAGCCGAGCAGCUGGACAAGCUGUGGCUGCUCCUUUGGCCAAGGCUGGACAUGGGGUGUUAGAGCAGCACAGGGCUGGGAAUUGGGGUGGUCUGCAGAGUGGCAGCUCAGGUGCUUUAACUGCUUCACAACCAGGAGUUGCUCCAGCUUCAGCCUGUGAACUGGAAUAUGAGGAAUAUGCAGAGGAUGCUGGUGAGGGUGGAGGCACUGCCUUAGGAAGUGGAAGAUGUGAUGCUGGAACAGCUGCCCCACCACUGCUCCGCAGGGAUCACGGUCAGGAGCUGUCACACCACAGAGCCUCUUUCUACAGUGACGAGGAGUCUGCUGUGCUGGAGGGCUUGGUGGAUGAGAUGGUUUCCCUCUCUGAAGAGAUGAAUGUCUGGGCAGAGGCAGUUUCUGGAGAGAAGGGAAGCAGGAAGCACGUUUCUCCUCAGAGAGAGAUGUUCUACAAAGGCAGCCAGGCACAGAUGGACACCUCCUUCCCUUCUGUCCAGCAGGGUGGAAGAGGAGAAGUGGCUGAGCAGGACCUUGCAGAACCCUACCUAGCUGUGAGUGAGGAGCCAGGAGCCCUGGAAGAGCAGGGAGAACAGACAGUUCCUCACGAAUGUGAGCACCUGGAGGAUCUGGCAUUUGAGACCUGCCCUUCCAGCCGAGAGAGCGUUUCCUCCACGGAGAGCUUGGACACUGCCCACAGACCCGUCCACGUGCCAGCGCUCAAGGACACUGCCAAACACCCAGAAGUUUCUCUGGUGAAAAUCAAAGACCUGUCAGAUGAAACACCCAGCCUGGGCAGCAGCCCCCAAAAAUUUGACAUCUCGGAAGUGGAGCCUGCCUAUCUGAAUUUCUCAGAUUUGUACGACAUUGUGUAUUUUCCAUUCGAGUUUCUGAGCUAUAAGAAACCUUCACCCAAACCAGUUCCUAGGCGGUUUAUGUUUCUUGAAAGGGCAAGGUCCCCUCCUGCAGGACAUCUCCAUAAGGAUAAAAGGCUGUGCAUCAGGGAACAGGAAGACAAAAACAGGAAGAACCGUUUGGAAAUAUCUGAGGAUUCAAAGGCAGCUAACUUACUAGCCAUGGGGAAAGGGGCAGAGAGCCAUAAGGAAAUGUACAGCUCCCAAAAGGACUCCAGUGGGAAACAGAGAAGCUCCUUCCACACCAAGCCUGGACUCUUUAAGCCGUAUGCAAGGUCUCAUUCUGUGGAGCAGUCGGUGGAGCAGAGUCUCAAGAAGAAAGUAAAAGCUUCUGUUGCCCAUAUUUCAAGAAUCCUAAAAGGAAAGACAUCUCCUGAGCCAGAGGAAGAGUUUGGUGAGCUGGGAAGUGAGGCAGCAGAAAAGGAGCUGUUAAUAGGGGCUGAAGGGUCUCUGAAGAGGAAAUCAGCGCUCCCUUCAUUCAAGCUACCAAGCCUCACCCCAAAGGAGAAAGCCCCACAGUUCGUGGAGGAGCUCAUGGACCAGGCUGCGGCCGCCGGGCAGUGCGUGACGCUCUCGUGCCGGACAGCAGCUCUGUCCUCCCUGCACAUCGCCUGGUUCAGAGAUGGGAUCCCCGUGCAGAGCAGCAGCAGGAUCCUCAUCUCGUCCACGCUCAAACACUUCCAGCUGUUAACGAUCCUCUCUGUUCAUGCUGAGGAUUUUGGGAUUUACACCUGUGUGGCCACAAACUCUCUGGGCUCAGCAUCCACCUCUUGUGUCAUAAGAAAAGCAGAGGUUCCCCCCAGCCCUCCACCCCCUGACAUCGUGGAGGUCUACAAGGAUGGAGUGCAGCUGGUUUGGAAACCUGUGGAAACCAACACCCCUGUCCACUACACUGUGCAGUGCAAGACUGAAGAUGGAGAGUGGACAACUCUUGCUUCUGACAUCACUGACUGCUGCUACUAUGCCAAAAAUCUGCCCCAGGGGUUCAUCUACCACUUCAGGACAGCCUGCACCAGCAAGGCAGGGACAGGACCCUACAGCCACCCCUCUGCCAAAGUGGAAGUCACUGGGAAGGAUCACAUGGAGCCUCGUGCUGCCACCCAGGAGCUCCCAUCAGGUGCCCCUGAAGAAGAGAGUGAAAUGAUCACACCUCCUGAGCCCUUCCCCACCUACCAGACCUAUGCCUUCCAAACCGAGAUCAAAAGGGGCCGGUUCAGCAUCGUGCGCCAGUGCCGCGAGAAGGUGAGCGGCAAGACCCUGGCUGCCAAAAUCAUCCCUUACUGGCAAGAGGACAAGCAGGCUGUGCUGCUGGAGUACCAGGUGCUCAGGAAGCUGCACCACACGAACAUAGCCCAGCUGAAGGGUGCCUACGUCAGCCCCAGGCACCUGGUGCUGAUCCAGGAGAUGUGCGUGGGGCCAGAGCUGCUGCACUCCUUGGCACUGCGGACAUCGUACUCAGAGGUGGAGGUCCGAGAUUACCUGUGGCAAAUCCUCAGUGCCACCGAGUACCUCCAUGCACACAACAUCCUGCACCUGGACCUCAGGUCUGAGAACAUGAUCAUCACUGAGCCCAACCUGCUGAAACUCCUGGAUUUUGGGAAUGCACAGUUCUACGCACCAGACAAAUUUAUUUCCAUGGACAAGUGCUCGGACUAUGUGGAAACCAUGGCUCCAGAACUGCUGACAGAGCAAGGAGCUCUUCCCCAGACUGAUAUCUGGUCCAUUGGAAUCACAGCCUUCAUCAUGUUGAGUGCCAACUACCCCGUGAGCUCGGAUGCCCCCUGUGAGUUCCUGAGGACGGCCAGGAAGGGGAGGCUGAAGCUCACCCGGUGCUAUGCAGGUCUCUCCGGGGGAGCCGUGUCCUUCCUCCAGAGCACCCUGUGUGCCAACCCUUGGGGAAGGCCGUCAGCCUCCGAGUGCCUUCAGAGCCCCUGGCUGCAGGAGACAGGUCUGGACAACAGGCAGCAGGCACUGGUCACCUUCCCCACCACCAAACUGAGGAAUUUCCUCAUGGAUCGGGAGAAGAAGAGGGGCCUGCUGUGCUCCAAGUACGGCCUUAUGGUUGCACAGUGACGUGGAUGUGCUGACGGAUGGGAAUCGCCUCCCUGUGCCCUCCUGCACUGAGGGUUUGGUACCAAACCCUCCUGCCGAGCUGUGGUGCAGCAGCUGAGCUGGGGGAGCUGCUCUCUGCCUGGCCCCACUGUGUUUUACCCGUGUGUCCUGCCUGCCACACGCUGUUUCUGUGGAUGUGUGACUCGUGGGGGGAGCAGGGACACUGGGCAGUGCAGGCAGCAAACCCAGCAGUGACCUUGCAGCGUGCAGGUUUUGUACCACUAAGAGACUUUGGCACUUUGAGGCUGAGCUGCUCUUCCCUGGGGAGCAGGGACACAUCUACCUGGAGCUCCUGGCAAAGGCUGAGUGUGUUAAUUCUUCUUAAAAAUCCUGAAGUGUCACGUUCCUCUUUGACCUUCAAACCCUGCUUUCCUCUGCAAAGGAUGGUGUUGGCUGUGUCAUUGCUUUGUACUUCAGUGUUCCUUUGAGUUUCUCUGCAGUGAUUGAUGUAUGCCUCAAUUUUCCAUGUGAGCAGCAGUAAGAGGAGGCUUUCUCAGAGCUGUGUCUGGCUGUGUUUAGAGGAAGGAGAACUGGAAAACAGUCCCUAAUGUGUUACAGGUCAAUAGAAAAGUGAGGCUGUUUAUCCAGGGAUGCUCUUUUCCAACAAGUUUAACCCAUAUUGUUCCAAAAUUAAAGAUGGAGCAUUGUGACUCCUUCCCUUGCUGAGCAUGCAGAGCAGGAAUUGAGACAGAGAGCAGAACAGCUUUCCCUGUGCUGUGGAGAGCAGGCACCAACUCAGUGGAUUGCAAAAUUUGGAAUGUUGAAGUGAUCUUGUCUUCACUGCGUGCUACAGGAGGGCUUAGGGCCAGAUCUGUGCUCAGUUCUCUGUGUGGGGAGCAGAGUUACACAAGACAGACACUGCACUGAGGGCUGCCCCCAGGAAACCUUUCAAAACUCUGGAUCCUCUUCUUUCACAAAUCCAGUCAGGUUUUUGUUGGCACAGGCUGGUUCUUUGCUCUUGCUGGUGCACUUCGGGAUGGAAAGCUCAGUGCCAGGGAAAAACCUAUCUAAACAUAAAACUUAAUUGUAGAUUAACUAUUUGGAGCUUUCAUGCUCUUCCAUAUAUGACUCCUUUUAUGCUUCUCACAAUUGCAUGCAUUUGAGCAUGUCUGAGCUCUUUUAUAGACUCAACACUGGUUAAAUCAACCAUUCUGAAGAGCAAAUAAAGCCAGAUUUUUCUGC